AUGUUACAAAGCAUUCCUUUAAAUGCGCUAGAAGAAUCUAUGAACCACAUAAAUAAUAGAACAUUCACGGUACGCAAUAAUCAAGCCGAAGGAAAAACACUGUUUAAUGGUCUUUUUACAGUUGGUUUAUUCUGUGCUGUUGUAUUUGCUAAUUUUACUCUCAUUAUGUAUUGGGUGUUUAUGAUUACUAAACAUACAGAAGAGAUAUCUGCUUUGCUAAAAAAUAUACGACUGGAUAUUUUAGCCGAUGCAUUAAAAGAAAACCAUUCUUUGCUAGUGCUAGGCCUGGUGCAGGGUGGUAUAUAUCUUCUUACAAUAUUUGGGGCAUUUGUAGGCCAGUCACUAGUUUCUAGAAGAAUUCUAUUUACUAAGUAUACUAUAGGCGUACUUGUAACAAUUACCUGCUGUGCUAUUGGGUCUAUGCUUUCAAUGUUUGGGUUAAGCCUAUUUUUAGAGAACAUGCCACUUAAUCACCGACUUAUAGUCAGUGCACUUCUUGGGCUGGCAUUCUCUGUUCCGGGAUACAUAAUAAGCAAAAAAAUCAUAGCGUACCAUGUUCCAAUAGAAACAGAGACACUUGAUAUAGAUACUCCAUAUGUUCAAGUCCAGAGAAAGAAUGGAGUUGCUUUUGAGGAUCUCUAUCAAUUAGAGAGGAAAAAGUAUGCCGAUGGUACUAAUAGCCAGAAAAGCCUUCUGCUUGAUGAAUAUGACACAGCAGUGGAAGAAAAAGAAGAGGGAAGAAUAAGGAUAAAGCACUACAUGCCUAUUAUUUUAGGAAUUUGGGCUAUUUUUAUUACAAUGCCAUUUAGCGGGCUUGCCUUUUUAAUUAAUUCCAGCACAGUUGAGUGGGCAGUAAAUGCCUUCUUUGCUCUAAGAAAGGCCUGCAAAGAUUCCAGCAAUCUGACACGAGCUGCUAUUAUAGGAAGCAUCAUUGCUAGUGUGCAUCUAUACGGAGUUUUUGUUCAAAUAGUGUCUUUCUUUUUGGGAUCCCUGGUUGGAGAGGUAAGGUGCGGGCAUACGCUUUAUGAGUCUAUUAUAGAAAGUAUUACAAAAACUUUCCUAGAGUCUAUUGAAAUAAUAUCAAAUGUGUGCGUACAGACCUUAAGAAGCACUCUUACAUUCCUUAUGAUUCUAUUUAUUGAGAUUCCAACAGAAAUCAUCACAUACAUCAUUAAUAGAAGAUAUGGAGCUCCAUUUUACAGGCUAUUCCGAGCAAUCUACUCGCUUACAUUUGUAAUUUUCGGAUGCUGGAAAGGAAUUAUACAAACGUUUAUGUAUUUCAAGCUAGGUAUGUAUCCUUUAGAAUAUCUUAAUAUUGGAAAUAGAGAAGACUUUUUCACAAGUGCAAAAUCAACGUCUACUUCUUUAUCCAUUGGGCUUAGUAUGUUUAUGCUAAGUUCUUUGAUAAUAAUUGGCGUGCUUAUAUUUGCUUCUAUAAGAAGCACCCGUCUUCCAAUGCUCACAUCUAGACUGAGUAAUCCCAUUAUGGGAAGAUCCAUUCGAUUCUGGGCCAUUGUAGCACAAGCACUGUCUGCAAUUGUUUUCAUAGUCAUUCCAUCAAUAUUUUACUCAUUUACUGUGCGUAGUCAGACAAUACUAGACUUGGCUCUCCAAGACAUUGUUUGGCAUGCUCCAAGAAACACUAAUUAAAUGCGCAUGCUAAGAGCAGCUCAAUUUACAUUUAGUGUGACACAAUCACGACAGAUAGCUCAUGCAUACUUUUAGUCAUUAAAUAAAUGUAUGAAAAGGUGUAUAUUUAUCUAUGGUGUUUGCGCAAGCCAUGCAUUAAUAAAUAAG
Nematocida parisii ERTm1 is the source of this 1797-nucleotide messenger RNA. RefSeq lists its product as uncharacterized. The record is from RefSeq and is a predicted model, not a curated record. The coding region runs from base 1 to 1650 and encodes 549 amino acids. The transcript has a single exon. NCBI's taxonomy places the organism in Eukaryota, Fungi, Microsporidia.